AUGGCUAUGAGCAUGGCCUUGGAAACGGAUACUGCCUGCGUUGCAAAUAUCCUAAAGGAAUGCUUCGGCCACGCCGGUGACUUCACGGUGGUCGUGGAAGAGCAGGUCGAAGGCGAGGGCGCGUCGGACGUGAAGCAGACGGAGUUCCAGGUGUGGUCCCCAUUGCUGACCAGAUGGUCCCCGGUGUUCGACAGGAUGAUCCAGUCGGAGGGCUUUAUGGAGCGCCAGCAGGCUCGGAUGGUCAUCAACGACUUCUCCGGAAAGGCCGUGGAAGCCUUCCUUCGAUUCCUCUAUUCUGGGGUGCUGCAGGGCUCUCUGGUUGAGCUUGUGGAAGUUUCUGCUCUCGCGGACAAGUACCAGGUCACAAGACUCCAGGAGCUUUGCAGCCGGGCUUUCGAGAAAGGCUUGGGCCCGGAGAAUGCCUGCCAACUCUUCGCCGCUGCCGCGCGCUUCCAGCUACCGGACUUGCGCCGAAGCGCCAAGGAGAUGAUCUGGAUCAAGGCCAAAGAGGCGUUGAAGUCAUGCCCGAACCUGAGCCCGGACCUGCUGGAGGAGAUUCUCGAGCCUGGGCUCCUCUGCAUCAGCAAUUCAGAGCUCGAGGUCCUCAUGAACGGCUGGCGCGACUCUGGCGACUCUGGGAGAAAGCGCAAGGCCGGCGAAGACCUGACGCUGCUUCAGGCAGUCUUUCAGCGACAAAAGCAACGAAUUGCGGAGGAACGUGGAUACUUGAUAGCUUACCAUGGGCAGCCAUACGAGAACGACACCAUCUACAGCGAGGACAUCUUCAGAUCCUUAUGGACAAUGCGUCGACCCGGUGCGCCGUUCUUGGGUCGGGAGGUGAACGUGGUCCUUGGGCGCGAGAGGUAUCAUAUGAAUGAUGUUUCUCUUGCCCUCUUAGAGAGCCUUGCCGCAAAUAUCAAACCCGUUCGCAUGAGCACCGGCUCUUUGUCAUGGAUGCUCUUACAUCGCUCUGUGUAUCUCACCGGCGUCUCUUUCGACAUGGACUUGCCGGAAGAAGUUCGCUGCCAGGUCUACUGCUCCGAAGAUGGCUCGAGCUGGCAUCUGGCUGCUGACUCAGGCGACGCAAAGAUCGAAGCCGAGAAGCCACUUCGCCUCCAUCAAUCGUCGGGCCUUGUAAAGUGGUUCAAGCUCGAGGUUGAGGGCAUUUUCUUCAACCGUCUGCGUUUUCGUGGUAUCAUCAAGGAUGAUCUGCACUAA
Molecule: messenger RNA, 1218 nt
Organism: Symbiodinium sp. CCMP2592
Lineage: Eukaryota; Dinophyceae; Suessiales; Symbiodiniaceae
Source: the annotation of a GenBank genome assembly